Leptidea sinapis is the source of this 714-nucleotide messenger RNA. RefSeq lists its product as uncharacterized. NCBI's taxonomy places the organism in Eukaryota, Metazoa, Arthropoda, Insecta, Lepidoptera, Pieridae. The record is from RefSeq and is a predicted model, not a curated record. The transcript is spliced from 4 exons. The coding region runs from base 1 to 714 and encodes 237 amino acids.
AUGACGGGUAACUUAAAUUUUGGACCAUUCGGAGGUCCUUCAUCGGUGAUCACGAAAGUAUUGGCUCGAAAUAAAAACUUUGUGUCUCGCAAGCUGCUGGAAGUUACAGAAAAAGACCGUCGACCUAAUUUUAAUAGAGACAAGGGUUUGGCUCUGCCACCUACUUGGAAACCAGUGUUACAAAACGCAUCUCGCAAUAAGACCCACAGUGCCGAUGAUCACGUAGUGGACGUUGUGAGUACAGUUUGUGCAGCUGUGGACACCAAUAGUAAAAUAAUGUCAGUGAUACCGUGCUCGUCAUCACCAUCGGCGCACCCAGAGUCCCCCCCUGUCCAACCGCGCUCUACGAGUACAAGUCCGCAGUGUCGAUCAGCAAGCAUGGAUGAACAUAGAGAAGCGCGCUUGCAAUUGCAAGAUGUACUUAAAGAAGUAUUAAAGCGGAAGUAUCUGAAACCAAAGAACUUUUGGAAGCUGAACAUGCAAGACGAAAAAUAUGGGUUCGAAAAUGGAUUAAUAGAAGACCCAUUCAUGGUGCAAGCUUAUGGCUUUACAAUUGUUAUGUCUUCGGUCCACUUUGCCAUUAUCUGUACAACAAUAACACAAGCUUUCAACGCUAAACACAAACUGCCUGUCCAGACCAGUGAGGGGGAAAGGAGGGCGCGCAGGACGUGGCUACUCGCACUUCACUCGCAAAAAUAUAGAACACGCUUCUAA